Trematomus bernacchii (emerald rockcod) is the source of this 1826-nucleotide messenger RNA. RefSeq names its product solute carrier family 66 member 1 (gene slc66a1). The transcript is spliced from 8 exons. Lineage: Eukaryota; Metazoa; Chordata; Actinopteri; Perciformes; Nototheniidae. The record is from RefSeq and is a predicted model, not a curated record. Bases 118 to 1047 code for a protein of 309 amino acids.
AUUCUGGGAGUCAGAUUGUCAGCUGACACACUUUGCUACUAUGACAUUUCGGAAAUAGCACCUCUCCUUUUUCAUUCAAAGUCUGAUUUUGGAUUGAAUCAUCUCUUCCAGGUGAAUAUGAUGACAGAUGGAGUCCUUUCGAGGGGGUUUUUUGGAGUGAGCACUUCAGGAAACUUCUCUUCCCUCUGCCCCAAUGGCUCACAAUGGGUCUGGGAAGGUCUCGGGGAAUGUGCCCAGGACGGGAGGGACAUGGCAAGCAUCUACCUCGGCCUCCUGUCCAUCCUCUGCUUCAUGGUUUCUUCUCUUCCGCAGUACUACAGUUCGUGUAAAACGGGGAAUAUGGACAGCGCCCUCUCCAUUUGGUUUCUGCUGCUGUGGUUGGGAGGGGACAGCUGUAACCUGGUGGGCUCCUUCUUGGCAGACCAACUUCCACUUCAGACAUAUACAGCUGUUUAUUACGUUAUAGCUGACGUGAUGAUGCUGGCAUUGUACUUAUACUACAUGACGAAGAACAGAAUGCGGCAAAGCAGGAUGGUUCUGCAUGUGGCGGGGGUAGCCUGCGUCCUGGGCUUCACCUCCAGCCUCGUGCACCUCCCCGGGUCAGGAGCCCAACAGGAAGUUAUUCCCUCAGAGUUCAGAAGUCGUGCCCUGCUCUCAACCUCUGACCUCAGUGCUAUCAAGGCGUUCACCCCUAAAGAGAUUAUUGGAUUCUCCAUCGGCUCUGUGUCCUCCGUGCUCUACCUCUGCUCCAGACUCCCCCAGAUGUACACUAAUUACAAGAGGAAAUCGACAGAGGGAGUGUCUUACUUCCUGUUUGCACUGGUCAUCCUGGGAAACACCACAUACGGCCUGAGUGUCCUGCUGAAGAACCCCGAUGAGGGCCAGGGAGAGAAAAGCUACAUCAUCCAUCACCUGCCCUGGCUCAUCGGCAGCCUCGGCACCCUCUCCUUAGACGUCGUCAUCUCCUUCCAGUUCCUGAUUUACCGCAAAGCCAAAGAGGAGGUCGGCAGCAGUCACGGAGAGACCGCGCCUCUGAUCGGAAGCUAAACCGACAAACCGAGAGUGGGACAUGAUCAGACGCUCUCUUCCAGUGAACCCUCAAAAUCACAUUGCCAACAGAAUCAGGAUGAAAGAACAUUGUAGUCUUGAUUUUCUAGUUAUAUUUAUUAUGCUCUUUUUUUAUGUUUACAAUGUGUUUUUGUCUGCCAAAGUACUGUGACAGAGGAAGUUCUUCACUUGUUUGACAUGGAUGGAAACUCCUCCUGUCAGCCUGAACUUCUUCUCUUUAAUUUUUCGGUCACAGCCUCAAUUUUAAUUUACGUAGAUUACGUAGAAACCUAGCCAGGGCGACCGGACCACACAGAUUCUUCUCUAAAUGUAUCUUGUUUCUUUAACCUGCAUAACACUUUGACAGUUAUGACACUAGCCCUGCAUGAAGCCCAGUCUUACACCAUUGCAGUGAUGGGUUAGAGCGUAAAAUAAUGUUUUGUAAAGCAUGACCAAGUGUAAAUUGUACUCUGUCCAUUUUUGAAUUGAUGUUUACACCAAGUGUUGUAAUCGCAAAAAAAAGUUGUAUUUUUUUUGUUCAUUUUAGAUAUCUUUUAGUUAUACAUUUCUCUUUCUUUUUAUAAAUACAGACACUUGACCAGAUUAGUUUGCACUGGUGAUAAGUCAUUUAACACAGAUUUUCACCACCAUGUUUAAUUUACACAUUUUCGUUUUAUCAUUCUCACAGUUUUGCACAACAAAAGUCGGUUUUGUACUUUGAGAAAUGUUAAUAAAAUGUUCAGUGUGCUGUAAAAAUAAAAAAAAAUAAUAACAUUGAA